UACAUUGAGGAGAUGAUGAUGGAUGGAUGUGAGUGGAAGUGGGACAGAAGAAGCGAUUAGGAAACAGAUAGGGUGGGUAAUGAGAGUCAAAUAGAGAGAAGAGACAGAAAAUGUCAGGGUCAAUUACAUAGAUAGACAAUCUGAGUCCACGCAGAUCACCAUGGUUUCCAGUAAGAUCCCACAAGUGCUUUUAAAAGAAACGUACACCGUUUAGCUAAUAUGUACAGUUAGACAGAGUUAAGGUUGGCUAAUGUUUACAGCUUUAAUUGCCACUUCAUUUACAACUGUUUAAUACCACUACACAUUUACAAGCUCAGGCUGCACAUUUGGACCUUCUCCAUCUCCUUCUCUUAUAGUCAGAGGACAAAAUGACAAGCCAGGUUACUCAGGCCAAAUACUGCUUCCUUGGCAAGUGGUGUUCGGUCUAAAUGUCACUGCACUGCUGCCAUGUGCCAGGCUGGAUCAUCGCCACCCCAGCAAUAUCAUCAUCACAAACAGCAGUGACCUUUACGGGAUCAGGAUCAGCUCUGUGUUCCUGUGUGUGUGUGUGAGAGACCCUGAAAGAAAACCUUGCUUAGAGUUCCAGGUAAACUAGCCUGAAUGGAGAAUGCUGUCAAGCAUGGACGUCUAAUUCAUACUGUAACUUAAAAGAGCUUAUUGCUGAAGGACUUCUGGGAGCUCAGACUUGGACAAUAUAAAAAUGGCUGAAGGCUAAUCUUCUACCUUGUGAUGGAAUAGGUGAUGUCUGAAGUACAGGGCACUGUGGAGUUUUCUGUGGAGCUGCACAAAUUUCACAAUGUGGAUCUCUUUCAGAGAGGGUUCUAUCAGGUGAGGGCGGGGCUAAGAGUGUCGCCACAUAUUCCACACAGGUUUAUAACCACAACACCUGGACACACAGGCGAGUGUAGUUUCACAAAGGCUGGAGUGCACGAUGGGGUUGUGUUCGGUCGGAUAUUUCAGAUCCUCUACAGGAACGAGGAGGUUUCGUUGGAGGACCGUGUCAUCUUUCGAGUCCACCUGCUACUGGAUGGAGAGAGGGUGGAGGAAGCACUGAAUGAAGUGGACUUCCAGCUGAGACUUGACCUGCACUUCACUGAUGUGGAGCAACAGUUGGCUGAUAUCUCUUCAGUGCCUGUGAUCAGCAGUAGGACUCUGGGUCUCCAUUUCCACCCACGCAGCGGCCUGCACCACCACCUGCCCGUCAUGUUUGACUACUUCCACCUGUCCGUCAUCUCCAUCACCGUCCACGCCUCUUUAGUGGCUCUACACCAACCACUAAUCAGUUUUGCACGUAGCAGUAAAGGGGCGUGGCUGGGAAAGGGCUCUCCAGAGAGUGAGGCUCCACCUCCUGUGAUGUCAGUGGAGAACCUGAUGUUCGGGGCGGGAUACUGUAGACCCAUACUCACUGAGGGCAGUUUUUACGUGGCAUCAGAGAACUGCCUGCAGCGAGCUCAUACGUGGCACAGGACUCUCUGUCGCCUCCUGCUGGCUGCUUAUAAAGGCCUAAGCUUCUACUAUACAGUGCUGAUGAAGGACAAUCCUCAGAUGCAGCGCUGUGAGAUAGAGGAGCUGCUGGUUGAGGAAACACUGAACAAACUCACCAUCGAGUUACAGUUACAGAGUGGUCAUGAGAAGGUAGCCGAGCAGAUCUCUCGUGAUCUGUCUCAGCUGUGUGCCAGGCUUGCAUCUCUUUGGGCUCAGUUUGUGGAGGCAGCUGUUCCAAAUCCCCAUGUCCGCAGCUACCUCGCCCAGGAGCACCAUAAGCUCAGGGUCAGGAGAUUCUCUGAGGGCUACUUCUUCACUGAACAUCCCAAAGAGUCUUCACUCACCUUUCAGGAGGAGCUCAUCAGUAGGCAUGCUCAGAUGGCCGUGGACUUGAGGAGUUCGGAGUAUCUCAGUCUUAUGCCCCCUCUGCCAAUCGAGUGCCUCGACAUUGAUGGUGACUGGAACAGCUUGCCGAUCAUCUUUGAGGACAGAUACGUGGAUGCACCCUGUUUUGAUUAUAAACCACAUGUGCCAAACCAGAUAGGCUCAAACACUCAGAAAUCUACUGAUUCUGAUGAUACCGGGACGCAUUCCAUGUCCCCCAGGAGACCUCAAUCACCAGCAGUAAGCACUAAGGAUCCUGCCUCUGAAGACUUCAUGGACCUACCCACCUACGUGGCUCUAAUUGGAAGGGAGAAGGAUUUUGUCAUUGAUAGAGAGGGGAAUAUGGUUGAAUUGGAAAGUCCAGUUGGCUCUUUAGAUGGGAACACAUGUAUAGACACAACUGAAACUGAGUUCGGAUCCAAAGUUGAAUCAAGUGCUGACAGUCAUCAGGAGAGCGAGAUAAGAGAAUUGGACAGAACUAAUGACAUAGAAGAAGAGCUGUCUCAACAGUGUACUGACAGAACUGGUUUGAAAUACAUAAAGGUCAGACCCAAUGAUUCUGACCCAUACAAGGGCGAUGCAGUGCUGCUCAUUCAAUCAGGAAACAUAAAAUUUACUGAUCUCACUGUCCCAGAUAUUUCAAAGUUUUCUUCUGCAAAUCACCAAAACAGUGAUUCAGAGAUUCAAACCGUCUCUGAGAAAAUUAGCAUCAAGGAAGAAGAGACAGUUUUGAGAGACACUUGCACAGAAUCACCAGCGUUGACCCAAGCUGAUGGUAGUGUUGAUACAUUGUUGACUAAUUCUUCUAUAACAGAUCGACCAAUGACACCUCCACACAACACCAACAUUCUGCCGCUGGACCAUCCCUUGUCUGAGACACCUUCAAGAGCUGGGUUUCUGGGCAAAUUGAAGAUAAUGAAGCGUUCAUCCUCUGUGAUCUCUGACUCUGGUUUUGAAAGUGAACCCAGCUCCGUGGCCUGGCCCUUGGACAUCCGAACUGGGGUUGCUGGAAGUCGUGACCCCUUGCACCUUUGUCGUCGGCGGGUGCAUCGGAACUCCCUGGAAGGCCUUCAGACUGAGAGCCAUGGUAGUCUGCCCAGUGCUACACAAGCCUCGCUAAGUUCCAUUAGCUCCCUGCCUUAUGAAGAUGAGGAUGAGGAACGACAAAGGCAACUCAACACACUCACCAAAUCUGCUUCUGCUCCACAGAUCAGCAGCCCUGACAACAAUAAUGAAAAUGUUAUCCAAGACCCAACCAUUCAAGGGAAAGUUGUCCUGGAAGCUUCCAGUCAGAUGAGAAAGAAAGUAGAAUGUGGCAAUGUAGCUGACAGACAGGAAGUAUCUAAUCAGGAGAUGUUUGAGGAGAUACUCUGCAAAAAGGGGGAGACUGAAGAUAUUGAAACUGAUACUGGGUUGAUAAGUAACAUCUCAGAAGUAUUACUUUUUCACAAGUUUGCAAAAGAAACACCUGAUGAAGCAAGUGAUCUUGAGGAUGUAAAAGAUUGUAGUGGUGUGUUGCAUGAUGGAGAUUCAAGUCUGCUUAAUGAAAACACUGGACUUUGUGACAAUGAAUGUUGCGAACACAAGAUGUCAAACACGGAUACUGGUAAUGAUCCUGAUAGUCACAAUUGUGAUGCCAUUAGUUUCCAAGACAUUCAUCUUAGUGAGCUUGAGGAUGGUGAGCUUGGGAAUAUCACAGACACACCAAACCAUGAAAACCAGAUCAGCUUUAAUGUUGACAGCCAAGCUAGCAGUAAACCCAGUGACCUCAAAGAGCUUCCAACUAAUGGAAGAGAGCAAAAGGGGAAGGAGGGGCAUGCAAGGACCAAUCAGGUGCCAAGUUCAGGCUUGGCAUUUAUGAAUAAGAAAGUGGUGGAGGUGGUGAAUUUGUCUGUUUCGUGCGCACCAACCUGCCUUCCCUUUUCUUCUGUACUUCGUGACUCACCAUCUGUCAGUGGCCUCUCCAUCAGACAGGCCAACUCCCCCAUUACCCAUCAGCCACUGGGCUCUUUCGGAAUCAUCUCAUCCUCUUCCUCCUCCCUGUGUACUGAACAGGAAAUCAGUGAGAGAAUGAUAAAUUUUUAUAAAGCUAAGGAGGCUUUUCUGGGGAAGUUAGCAUUCCGAGCAACUCUUUACAGUGAUGUUCCUCUCCUCGCAUCUGAUCACCCAUACUUCCCUCCUGAAGAGGAAGAAGAGGAGUUUGAGGAUGGAAUCCACCUGGUAGUGUGUGUCCAUGGUUUGGAUGGUAACAGUGCAGACCUGCGUUUAGUGAAGACCUUCAUAGAACUUGGUCUGCCAGGCUCAAGGCUCGACUUCCUCAUGUCUGAACGCAACCAGACUGACACGUUUGCAGAUUUUGACACUAUGACGGAUCGGCUGCUGGACGAGAUCAUUCAGCAUAUUCAGCUCUACAACCUCACCGUGGGAAGAAUCAGUUUCAUCGGUCACUCUCUGGGUAAUGUCAUCAUUCGCUCAGUGCUGACGAGGCCUCGAUUCCGCUGCUACCUCAGCAAACUGCACACCUUCCUGUCUCUGUCCGGUCCUCACCUCGGCACACUGUUCAACAACAGCACGCUGGUUAGCACAGGUUUGUGGCUGAUGCAGAAGCUGAAGAAGUCUGGAUCCCUGCUUCAGCUCACCUUCAGAGACCAUCCAGACCCCCGGCAGACCUUCCUGUACACACUCAGCCAGAAACCUGGGCUGCAGUUCUUUAAGAAUGUGGUGUUGGUAGCAUCCCCUCAGGAUCGGUACGUCCCCUUUCACUCAGCUCGCAUAGAGAUGUGCAGAAGUGCUCUGAAGGACAGGACCACAGGUCCCGUGUACACGGAGAUGAUAAACAACCUCCUACGUCCGCUGAUGGACGCUCCGCAGUGUCGCGUGAUCCGUCACAACGUGUUCCAUGCCUUACCCAACACGGCUAACACGCUAAUCGGCCGAGCUGCUCACAUCGCUGUGCUCGACUCCGAGCUCUUUCUUGAGAAGUUUCUGCUCGUCGCCGGCCUUGAGUACUUCAAGUAGCCAAUUAGACCGCAGGUUUCAGGGCUAUGCUACAUUGACUGGCCAGUCAGGAAGUUCCCAGAGCCCUUUGCUAUGUCAACCAGCCAAUCAGAAAGGUCCAUGGCUGCAGCAGUUUCACAGACUUUUAUAACAAGGAGAAACAUCCAUCAGGUUACAUCAAGGCUCGUCUUCUUUAAAUAGCCAAUCAGAUUGCACCUUGAUCUGGGCCAAAUCAAGCCACAUUAGAUUAAGUUUAACAUUUACUUCCCAAUGGCCACUUUAAUAAAGAAUAGAUCAAACACAGUAAGUGACAAAUGACCAAUCAGAUUUGGCUGGAAGCAGGGGUUAUGCUAAUUGCAUAAAUCAUAAUGGCUAAUCAGAACAGAGCCCUUGACCACAUCCAUUGACCAAUCAGAAUAUCCCCAGGUUAUGGGACGUCGUAAAUCGCACCACAGAAGCCAUCUACCAUCAGAUGGUCACUCAGAUUGAACCCAACAGGUGGCAGCCAACCAAUCAGAGAGAAAAUAUGCAUUUCCUAAUUGGCCGACCAAUUACGUCAUAUCUCAUAUCUCAUUGGCCAAUAAAUAUGUUAGCUUUACCACAACGGGUAGCAUCCAACCAAUCAGAGUUGACUGUUUGAGCUAAUCUGAUAAACAGGUUUCAUCAGAGCUCAUCUGCUUUAAAUGGCCAAUUAGAUUGUAGCUUAGAGCCCUUUCUAAAAUAGCCAAUCAUACAAGACCUUACAUUUGUCAGAUGAUUGAUCAGACUGUACCGUAGAGAUAAAGAGCCAAUAAUAUUUAGACUAUUUAAAAUGACUUAAAAGCAGCCAGUAAGGAUGAGUAGGGUGGAAAGAUUCACAUGUUAUACAUAUAUAAACAAUGUAUGCAUAUAUGUAUAUAUGAAUGUACAGUAAUUAUAGAGUGAGAAGUAUAUAGAGAUAUAAAGAUAAUAUAUUGGCAUCCCGAGUGAGUUUCAAAGGGACGUUGUGAUAAAAUACUAAACAGUGUCAUUUAUGUUCCAUUUGAAUGUACGUGCUACUGACCGACAUGUCCAAAUCAUCUAAAUGUAUUUAUCAUAAAAUAACGGAGGUAUUUUCUCAUCACUGUCCAUAAAAAAAGUAAAAGCCACUUGUCUGUCACUACUUACUGAAUGAAGAAGUGUGUAAUUUCUGUAAGUAGGACAUGUUUCUGAAUCAGUUUUUCUUUUAACCAAUCAGUGCCGUCUGAUGUCAUCAGUGUGCCUGAGCCACUGGAGGAAAAUUCCCUUCAGAACGCAACAUUCGGUUGUUAAGAUAGGAAAGCUACUGUGCAUCCUGUAUUGUGUAGUUUAUUUGUUGGAAAUAUUGAAUAUUUUCUACAUUUCUUUGCUAACAUGAUCCCAGGAAAAACUUGAACAAGCUAAUGCACUGUAGAUGGAUUUUGCUUUAUUCUAUUGUUCUAUCAUACAAAUUAAGUCAUUUGAAAAGCUAUGAAAGUUAACCCCACUUACGACCCCUAACCUUGAAACUUAAUUUAAUUCAUGUCAUGCAAAUUGUAAAACAUUUGCAAAUGUGAUUUAUCAACAGUCAACCUACGAGUUUAAACCCAAACAAACCCAACAAAUAGAUGCUGCAGUAAUUUGUCCUAAAGCCUGGAAAUGAGUUAGCAUUUUUUGCAUUUCCGGUUUUUAGUUAAAUGACUGAAAUAAGGUCUGUGGUUAACACAAGCUCAAGAUAAUUUCACGUUUUAUUCUAUGACAUAAAAUACCCCACUCGUGAUUUUUUUUAAGCUUUUACGUGUCUUGAAAAGGCAGUUGCUAACAAGUGGCUAAAUGGGACUACAGAGGUUGUCUGGGACAUUAAAUGUCAUCACACCGAACAGGAAAACUCACACACUACAGCCUCGUUGUGUUUAUACUCGUGCUCUUGCAAACUAUUCCAAUUCAUAGUAUUUUCCAAUUGUAAUGUUUAUAUUAUAUUACAUACAUUACACAAUGAGAUGGAUUUUAAAGGUUUACAGUUCCUGCAGACACAUUUAUCAGAAAAUACUUAUUCUUUAAACUUUUAAAUUAUCAAAACUGCAGAAGCCAAAUAAAACGUCUUCAUACCACAAAUUAAAACUAUCCAAAAGAGAUGCACGUAUAAACAAACUUUUCUCCAAAUUUUCUCAGAAUUUUCUCCAAAAUAAUGCAUUCCCAAAAAAAGCUGGGGGGCAGAUUCAUCCACAAAAUGUUUUUAAAUAGAGAUUGAAAGAGUUAUCAGAAGCUUAGUGGUGGUGACGUUGAAGUUAUGCAACCGUGGUGUAGUUCAUUUAUAGCCUAACUUUAGCUUUUUACUUCUGUAUUUAGGCUUCAAAAUUCUUCUACAAAAUUCUUUUGUGAAGAUUAUCUUGAUGAUCAAAACGUACAAGAAUCAUAAACUUUUGUUGGUCACAGAGUUUAUUAUCUCAAUAAUCCAAAAGCCAGUGGAAAAAUCCCAUUGGCUUUUUGUUGAGGGAAACAGAGUGAUGCUAACUUCCAGGUCGGCCUACAAAAAUACGUUAUCCCUGCAGUGCUCUAUACAUUUUCUCUCGAUUUUUCAGUCAGCUAGGACUAAUUAACAGCUAAUUAACCAGCUGCAAACUAAUCAUGCAUGUUGUGUAGCGCACCAGGUAUUAGCAUUGGAUGACUAGCAUUUAGUUACAGAACCUAGUGCUCCAAAUGUUGGCUAAUGUUCCUUGUCUAGCUUCCCAUUCUGCAUGCCAUGACACAUUUAUUUAUUGCAACCCAGCGUAUUGUCUGUAUUUUAUAGGCAAUAAGUCAUUGUCACGUUCAUGGCCUAACUAACCAGCUACAUACUGUUCAACUAGCAAAACUGCUGCUAAUUGAGGUAUAUUCAUAUGAAAGUUUUGAAGGUUAAGGUCAUGAUCAUUUUAGCAUUUGUGAACUACAGAAAAUCUACACAAUACACAAGGUACACAGUAGCUUUCCUGAUGUGUCUGAAGGGAAUAUUUCUGAAAGGAUUAAGAGGAUUAAAAGUUGAGUCGACUCUUUUGUCUCUGAAAUGGCUCAUUGUCAUUUUGUUCUAAACCAGACAAGGUUUGUGAUAUUUUGACUAGCGAAAACAACAUAAGGUCCUCAUAAGUCACAUGUUUUGGUGCUAUAUCUAAACGUAAUGGCUGCAAACUCAUGACACUGAUGCACUGUUGGAACAGACAGAGCAACAAAAGUUUAAAUUAGCAAAAAGAACAUUAAACUGUGCCACUGGCCAAGAUAAAGCUAAAGAUGAAUGAAUUUAUGCUAAGAACCAGCUCAGAUGUUCAAAAGAGGUUUCUAGGGAAGCAUUUUGAUCACAAAUGUACACUAAUGACAUCAGACGGUGACCUGUAAAUCCAGGAACAUGUCUCCCCUUCAGGAAACCCCAUUAAGCAUCAGGGUCCUUAUCCAUCUUUAAGUGUGCUUAUACAUUUAUUCAGUAGGUUAUGUGUUACAAAGAAGCAAAUAUUUUCAUAUUAUUUUUUUUUUAAAUGUGGCAUCUCAUCAUAAAGCAGGUCAAAAGAUCAGUGCUACUUGUGCAGUAUAUCAUGUGUACUCAGUAAACGUCCACGUAUGUGUCAAGUUCUCAGAAAUUAGAGUAAAGUGUUAACAGUAUGCCUUAAUCUUUAAAAAAAAAGGCUCACAUUUAUCAUUAUUUUGUCCAGUGUUAUGGUCUCCAUUUUGAUUUUAAUAUUGAUUUUAUAUCAUUUACGGCUACCAUCACACGCGAUUAACUUCCCCGUCAUAUACUGUGUGUAUUUAUAUAUUUCAUUUGUCAUUGUUUUGUCUAGAUAUCUAUCAUCAAUCAACCACAACACCCUAAUGAGUACUAAAGUUCAUUUCAAAUCACAGAUGUUUACAUUGAACAAUAAUGGGUGCCAAUCACACAACACUUCUCUCAGCAACUUUAGCAGAUUUCUUGCAAAUAAAGCCACAAGAGGAGCUCAUUUAUUACUUUUCAUAUGAGUUUGCUUUGCUACAUUGCUAGACUGAGUUGAAGCAUUGAUAUAGAAUUUAAAAAAAGGAAAACUUUCUUUUCUUUAGUAUCAACAGUUUUGGCUGUAUUCAGAGUCGAUGACAUAAGUCCAGAGGUUAUUCAGUAUUUAUACUGGGAAAGUUCAGGGUAUUCAGAGUCGGGUUACGCACGACCAUAAGCCACCUGCACCAUUCAGAUUAUGCAAAUUCCCUGUGUGUAGUUCAUUCAUGCAUUGAAAUAAAUCUAAUAGGACUCUCAUACAUUGCCAAUAUACUGUAUUGCUGCAUGAAUAGUCCUAGAUGGAAUUAUCACAUUAAUCACAGCAAAGUUGGUUUAAUUGAACACUAUGGCUUCCACACUCAUUAUUCAGCAGCUUAUAAAAUAUACCAUGUUCCGACAGUUAAUUGUGCGCACGACUUAAUGAAACCAUAAUACAGUAUACUAAAUGGAGGUCAUGAAAUCAUAAUGUGUGCGUGGAAUGUAAUCGAUUAUGUCAGACAUUUAUUCACUAUUUGAGCUGUUGAGUUGUGAAAGUUUUUUGUUAAUUUGAAGUGCCCUCAUGUAACUCAACUCUGCAUACGGCCCUUUGUUUUGAGUGCAUUUGUUGGCUGUUUGUGAUGUACAUUUGAUGCCCAGGUUAACAAUUUCUGUUAGCACAGCUUGAGACCAAGCAUUUGUAUUAGCAUUAUCAGAUUUCACACCUGAUCAUGCUAGCUACUGUACCCAUCCAUGUAGCACUGGAUGAGUAGUCUAUCUAUAACACUGGCUAAUGCUAGUCUAGCACUUUUGUCUGGGUGUUAAGUUAUGGUAAUUUAAGUUUUCAUUUCUAUUUAUACUCAUCCUAAUUGAGUCACUGGUAUCAUGCUACUUGCCUCCAAUUGCUAACUCGGACUAAUCACAAACUGCUAACAAAGCAAAUCUCAUGGUGCUUUGAUGCUAUCUUGACUUGAUGUUUCUUUCUUGAUGGUCUAUAUCAAGUGUGUUGCCCAAACUGAUCAUGCUUAUACCAUUGCCUGUGGCACAGCAGGUAUUAGCAUUGGAAGUCUAGCCUCUAGAUACAAAACAUUGUGCUCCAAAUGUUGGCUAGCAUUCCAAUCUACAUUCCAUACCACAUUCCAUAUCUGUAUUUUCCAGACAAUACGUCUUCACUGGCUAAUGUCUUGUUGUAGGCUAGUCAUUUGUUACACUGAGUUUUCAUUUAUAUUUCUACUCAUACUAAUUCUGCCUCUGGAAUAUUAUGGAUGGCAAUGGUACUACUUGCCCCAAAUUACAACCAGCUAACAAAAUUAUUCACGGUGAUUUGAUGCUAUCUUGACUUGAUGCUUCAUUCUUUAAUGGUCUAUAUUAAGUGUGUGUGGGAAAACGCAUUGUUGUAAACAUGGUCGUAUUACGCGUUUAAGGAUAUGUGCUUCAUAAUGCUGAGAUUUGUUGCCUCUCGUCAGGUUUUCUCCCUUAAAUGAUAAAAUUUAGGAGAAUUAGCAAUGACUAAAGGCAGUUUUCAGUAUCUAACUGUACAUACUAAACUACUCACACUUGCUACGAUUCCCUGUAGGAUUAACAUUCGAUGAAUAGCAUCUAGAAACAGAACCUAGUGAUCCAGAUGUUGGCUAAUGCUACAUGAGACCCAGUGUUUUGUAUAGCAUCCAUGUUUUUUCCAGACAUUACUUUAUCUCUGUGUUCAUGCCCAUGCCUCGUCCGUGUGUUUAUUUACUUAUUUAUUUUAUAUCAGAACAUAUAUAACUCACAUAGGCUUUGUUUAUGUUUCACUUCCCCUGACUGAAUGAUAUGACAUUCGCUGUCAUUUUAUUUAGCUACUUUUCAUCCCAUCCCCACGCUUCUCUCUUCUCCCGUCCUCUACACGUCGUCCUUGUCCACGGUGUCAUUCUGUCCUGACGCGUCCUGCUGAGCCUCUUUGUGUUUGUGUUUGUAUGAGCUGACACUAAUUGUUUGGUAAACACACCGCCAGUGUGAUUGACGAUAAUUGAAUUCCUCUUUAGAAUAUUCGAGGCUGACAGAGGUCACAUGGGAGGUCACAUGACUUUGCUGAGAGAGGAGAUAGUGCUGUGUUUGACCUAAACUCGUAAAAAUGAAUUUCCAUGUAAUGUCAUAUCAACAUGGCCACUCAUCAGCCAUCUUGGUAUGACAUCACAUGUCCAUAUUUUUUCCAUAUUUUUCAUGAAAGUGGUGUAUAAGAGAAAACAAUAAGAGUUAUGUUUUAAUUCCCAGAAUACAUUACGGUACUUAGUACCUCAGUGUGUGUGUGUGUGUGUGUGUGUGUGACUGUCUGUCUGUCUGUUUUUCUGUCUGUCUGUGAGAGACUGAGAGAAAUUAAGACAGCUGAAAGAAAGACAGAAAGAGAGAGAGAGAGAGAGACAGAGAGAGAGUGAAAGAUGUUGAGAGAAAUACAAAAGGACAAGCAGAGAGAGAAACAUAAGACAAACAUAUACAUCAUAAUGUGAUCAUUAUACAUGUGUGUGUGUGUGUGUGUGUGUUUGUGUGUCUUUGUGUGUUUGUAUCCUCCACAGGCAGCUAUGUUUCAUGAUACCAUGGCACUGUUGUUAAUCUUUUAGCAGACAUCUUAUGUGUGUGUGUGUGUGUGUGUGUGUUCAUACUCACUGUGAGAAUGGGUUUCUCUGAUCUACUGAGCUGUGAUCAUUUACAUCAUCCAUGUGUGCCAAUCACAGUGCAGUAUUUUCCCAGUAGCUUUUACCCAAAUGUAUAAAUAUAAAUACUACAUAUAUGUAUAUUCAGUAUAUGUAUUACAUUAUAUACAAUUGAACAAUAUGAAAUAAAUCGUAUUCUUAUUUUAAA
Molecule: messenger RNA, 11644 nt
Organism: Pangasianodon hypophthalmus (striped catfish)
Lineage: Eukaryota; Metazoa; Chordata; Actinopteri; Siluriformes; Pangasiidae
Gene: fam135b
Product: family with sequence similarity 135 member B
Exons: 20
Coding region: 742-4887 (1381 amino acids)
Source: RefSeq, a predicted model, not a curated record